UUCAAAUCGUCUUAUACUGACUACAUGUCGGAUCUCGGCGAGAUGGAACUUCGCUCAUUCAUUGCAGCCACCUUGCAUAAAAACCCACGAGACCGUGCCUUCAUACUGGAAAUUGAGCAGAUUUUCACCGAUUUCAUCUCUAAUUCUGGGUGCGUUUCCGAAAUGAAAAACCCUGUUUCUCGAAACUCGGGCGUCAACAACUUAUUUUCAAUAUUAAGAGCAGAAAGUGUGCUUGCUGUAAAAUAUAACCACAGUGAUCCUGAAAUAUUUGCAAAACUCCGGACCGCCGAUGUCUACGGUGCGGAACGAACGCGCUAUUACCCUUUCAAGGGUUUUUGGGGACCCGUUUACCACCACACCAUGCGAGUCCUUCGUUUCGCCUUUCUCUCAGCCGUGUUAUUGACUUAG
Messenger RNA from Angiostrongylus costaricensis, 408 nucleotides. Lineage: Eukaryota; Metazoa; Nematoda; Chromadorea; Rhabditida; Metastrongylidae. The record is from the annotation of a GenBank genome assembly.